AUAUCAUACAUGUAGUCAUAACGUUUAACAAAAAAUGUGAGAUGAUUGAUAAGUGGAUUUAUUUUACAUUGUUACAUUUGCAGAUAAGGUUGGAUAUGAGUACGGACGGUCCAUGCAUAUUGUUUUACAUGGGAUGCUGUCCGGACACUGUUUGGGAUGCUCCUCUAAAGACUUGUGUUGAUUGUCCUCAUGGAUACGUCGGGAUGAACUGCACAGAACGAUGUAGGUAUCCAUAUUUUGGAAAGAGAUGUCAUGACGUGUGCAAGUGCAAUGAAGAAACUUGUGACCAUGCAAUUGGCUGUCCCCUCAACGUUAACCGGUUAUUAAAGUGGGUGUUCUACCUUCUCAUCAACCAGGUGAUCACGUGUUUCGAAAAUCUAGGAGAUACUUAAAUACAAAUUUUAAGGUGCGAUCUCAAUUAAACAUACUUUCAUUGUCUAUAUGUUUUAAUAAAAUGAUUGGGUACACGUUCAUAAAACUAAGAAUGGUGCUGAAUUAUUAAACUUGUUCUUGCUAUAUUGCAAAUUGUCAACAUUUUAACGUUCUAUGUUGGCAGCAAGUUAUUAUUUACACGGUGAUUCCCUGUAUCUUCUUUAAGCAAAUCUUAGUUAAGGAUUUCCGUAGUUGUCAGGGAAAAUGUAUAAUGAAUGGUAUAUGCAUUUUCUUUAUUUCUAAACUACUUUACUUUUAGAAUAAUUGAAAAAGAAUAGUUUGGGUUUGUACUUACUUGAAUUGGAUAUUUCAAUUAUAAUUGUUGUGUUAAUAUGCUUCUAAUCAUUUUGAAUCACUGUUCGCAUUGACAUAAUUUAUAAAUUUUCAUUUACAUUGCAUCGAUGGAUACAAGGAAGAAAUCCAAAUAUUCUUUGCAUGUCCACCGCUUAAACAUGCAACUUUGGGAUUAUUUCUACUAUGACAAGGAUUUCCAUUGUCAAUCUUUGGAAGACUUAUGUUUCAUUGACAUAUGGUCCAAGAUAUGAUUUUACAUUAUGCAGUUGUUGAAAAUGAAAUAUCUAAAUUUGUAGAUAUUCACCGCAUGGAAACACCACUUUAUAAAUCUUUUUCCAUUAAAUAUUGCAAUGAUUAUGAUUGAAAUCAUUGUUUACCAUCGGCAUGGAAAAGAUUAAUCUCCGUCUCAGACAUUCUAUAAGAAAUACAACAUAGAGAACAAGAAAAA
Ostrea edulis (European flat oyster) is the source of this 1174-nucleotide messenger RNA. Its product is annotated as multiple epidermal growth factor-like domains protein 6. Lineage: Eukaryota; Metazoa; Mollusca; Bivalvia; Ostreida; Ostreidae. The record is from RefSeq and is a predicted model, not a curated record. The transcript is spliced from 4 exons. The coding region runs from base 42 to 392 and encodes 116 amino acids.